Fusarium musae is the source of this 1398-nucleotide messenger RNA. RefSeq lists its product as uncharacterized. Bases 1 to 1398 code for a protein of 465 amino acids. Lineage: Eukaryota; Fungi; Ascomycota; Sordariomycetes; Hypocreales; Nectriaceae. The transcript has 2 exons. The record is from RefSeq and is a predicted model, not a curated record.
AUGGCAAUACCUGUAGCUGCCCUGAAUUGCCAAAAUGAAGUCACAGACGCGACGAUAGAUCGCAACUGGCUGUUGUCAGGCUGUGGCCCUUGUCGCAAGUACCCUUUCCCUAAUAACGACGCCGACGGCUUCAGGUAUGAUGAAGACAACGAUGCAACCUACAAAAGUAUCUGCGACGUAUGCCGCAGUAACUAUGGCCCCAGACAGCCAGACAAGGACACAACCAGCUCGACCACAAGGCUCAGUUUGCCCAAGGAGACACCAACCAUCACGAGUAGCAGAACAACGCAGACGAAACCGCGUGUCGGAUGGCUAACCCCUCCAGGCCCCGAUGAUGGCGCUACAUUUGGAAGCAAUGAUCCUCAAAAGCCAGAUCGCGAUGAUGAUGGCCCUAAACAGCCAGAAAACGACAUUACCAGUUCGAUCGCGGCGCUCAAACAUCCCAAGGAGACACUAAGCAUUACAAGUAUCAAAAUAACACAGACGAAGCCUCGCGUCGGAUGGUCAACUCUUCCAGGUCCCGACGACGGCACUACCCUGGCUUGGUUUACGAAAACAACAACGCAGACCGAGACUGAGACUACCACCACGACGGCAUCCACUACUGUAGAUCUAAGGAAGGAUACGACAGCAUCAAUGAGUCCUAGUGAGACCACGGCAACAUCAAUGAAUUCGGCGAAGAGUACAGCGACAUCGAUGGGGUUGACUGAGACUUCAGCAACAUUGGACCCAAAAGAGACUGACACUCCAACGCCACCAAAGAAAAACCGCUCUGCUGGCCUUCAAACAGCCGGUAUCGUAAUGGCGGUUCUAUUUUUCAUCCUAUUCACAGGUCUAAUCACCUGGAAAUGCUUUCUACACCGCCAGGAUAUUCAGUUUGAUGAGGGCCCUGAGGAGCCAAUGGGUGAAGCUGGUGGCAGUGCCUUCGACGAUUCAGGCUCAGAGGCCGAUGGGAGACAGGCCAGAAAUCUGGUAGUCUCGGUGAGGGACUGGUCCAGAAGGCACCAAUUUCCGUUUCCUCCGCCAAACGAGCCUGAAGAUCCGGCUCCUGAUGAUGAGGAACCUGGGCCCCGUCUAGUUCCUCCCCCUCCUCCUAUUCCUGAGCGACCAGUUCAAGCUCCCGUUGCUGCAGUACAUUCAAACAUCCCACCUACUCGUCCCGCUAUUCCACGACGUCAAGUCCGGGCUCCCUCGGUUCAGGUCCCAACUCCUGACCCAGCUCAAAAUCGGAGUAGCUCGAGUGUCUACAGCCAGGAUAGCGGAUAUCCAAGGUCGAUCGAGAUAACCAGGCCACUCUCCAUACACAGAUCCCGUCGUACACAGGAAGAAUCUCAGUCGCCUCGAGAAUGGAGGACAACAGGACAGCCUAUGCCAACCGAACAUUAUGGCUGGGUUUAA